AUGGAUGCCAUCACGGUCUACAAUGUCCCUUCGCAACCGCCGAAGUGGGACAGUUUAGGCAUCUUCUACGUUACCUAUGUGGCAGUAUGGACGGCUAUCGUUGCCCCUGGCAUGGCCUUCUGCCUUUGCAACCGACACAUCCCCGCCCUUCGAAUGCGUAGCCUGCCACUGGCUUUCAGCGGUCUCGUUUUGCUACACCUGUACUGGUGCAUGGGGCAAUUUGUGUACCCGAUCGGUGCCACCAUGCCCGUUGUCGUUGCCUACGAAGUUGAAUACUUCAUCAUGGGAUUGUGGUUUCCACUAGGCAUCGCACUUUUCCAUGCCGCGAACCUGAAAUUUCUUAAGGUUGCAGAGCUACAGAAGCAAUUCGAGUCGACGAGUCCCUCGGUUAAGUCUAGAGUUGGACAGGGAAGAAAUGUGCCGCAAAUGACCUGGAUGGCGCGACUGAGAGCGAUGGACCGCGAUAAGAAGACGUUUGUCCUGAUCGGAGUGGGUAUGGUCUUCCAGGUCAUCCUCACCAUCGGUAUGUGGGCUGCGUGUCGGAAGUACCAUCCUGGCUUUGGCAUUGCAGGCACAGAGAUCAAGGGUGAGUCUCUUCAAGAGCAGGCUAUCAACCUGGGUCGGGGAUGGGAGUGGUGGCCAUCCGUUGUGUGGCAGUUCGUCUGGACAUGGAUGGUUGCGCCUUUCUUGAUCUGGAGUGCCUGGGACAUUCGUGAUACUCUUGGAUGGCGAAUGCAGACCAUUGGCGCAUGUAUUAGCGGGCUUCACGCAACGCCGAUGUUCCUAGUAGCAUCUUAUAGCUCUGUUUUCUACACCAGUGGCAUUAAUACUUACUUUCCUCCUAGCCAGUGGAUCCAUCUCAACACCAUGUUCAUUGAGAUCUUCACAGUGUUUGUACCCGCAUAUCAAAUCAUCAAGCACUGGCGUGCCCAACGUCUUGUAGCCGCCGCAAAAUGGGAUAGUUCGUCCCACGCGACCACCAUCUCUAUCCGUCCACAGUCCAAAGCCUCCAAAAGCUCAGCCGUCGAACUCAUCGACCGCGACGCCAGCGUCAAAAACCUCCAAUCUGGCGACCGUCUGUUGACUAUGAGUGCGCUCACCCGUGUAUUGAACGAGCAUCCCGCGCCUCUUCAAGACUUCUCCGCACGCAAGGACUUCUCGGGCGAGAACAUUGCGUUCCUGACAAGGCUGGCUCGGUGGAAAGACCUCACACUCAUCGUUGAGAGGAAAAAAGCCUACAAUGCAGCGCUAAGACUGUACAUCGACUUCGUCAGCCCGCGCGACGCGGAUUUCCCGCUCAACCUGUCCAGCAACCAACUCAAGGCGCUCGAGGACAUCUUCGAGACACAAACCAGAGCCAUCUGCGGCGAAACGUCAGUUGAACCUGCGCUGCCUUUCUUCGACCCCCCUAGAACGGCGACGAGCUCGAGCCUAUCCAAGACUGCGGGCUGUUUGCACUAUGAGGGCGACGUCCCGGAGGGGUUUCACAGGGGCGUGUUCGACGAUGCGAAGCAGCACGUAGAGAAUCUGGUGCUGACAAACACGUGGCCCAAGUUUGUAAGGGAGAUGCAGGAGCGCAGGCGAGAAAGCGUGGACUCGGAGCGCAGUGCAGGGAGCGACGGCAGCGCAAGGACGGUCGUGAGCAGGAUUACAAAAUUCAUCGCUGGGCUUCGGUAG
Molecule: messenger RNA, 1677 nt
Organism: Ascochyta rabiei
Lineage: Eukaryota; Fungi; Ascomycota; Dothideomycetes; Pleosporales; Didymellaceae
Exons: 3
Coding region: 1-1677 (558 amino acids)
Source: RefSeq, a predicted model, not a curated record